AUGGCCGAUGAUCAUACCAUGCCGUCUCUCAAACCUGAGAUCGAAAAUCCUUCCGCCAACAAGACAAGAAAGAGAACUCUCGGGAAUGUCCGUGUGCGACAUCAUGAGACGAACGAACUCAUUUUGGUUCCAACACCCUCCAGAGAUCCCAAUGAUCCUCUCAACUGGUCUCAAACUUAUAAAUACUAUGUGGCCACCCUUAUAUGCUUGGCCAUGAUGAUCUGCAACUUUCUCGCUGCCGGGCCAAGCGUUGCCAUCAUCUCCACUGCCAGAGAUUUCUUCCCAGAGCUUUUUGCCACGGGACAGAUCCCAACUGCCAUUAGUAAAGUCGCGUACUUCUUCACGGCGACAGCGUUGUUGCAAGGGGCUGGCAACUUUUUUUGGAUGCCUCUCACGAACAAAUUCGGCAGGCGACCGGUUUAUGUCUCGAGCUAUAGCCUUUAUUUUGCCACCGCAAUGUGGCUUAUCUUUGAAACCAACUACGGCGCCUUUCUUGCAGGCCGAAUAAUACUGGGUCUAGGUUCCGGCGCUGCUGAAACGAUCGCCCCUGUUUCCAUUGCCGACUUAUUUUUCCUCCAUGAACGCGGCUUCGUUAUGGGUUUGUACACAUCGUUCCUCUCAAUCGGAGUAGCACUCGGUAUUCUGAUCGAUGGGUGGGUUUCCUCAGGCAAUCAGGGAACAUGGCUGACGCACGCCAGGUUUAUUGUCGUCCACCACGACUGGCAGGUAAUAUACCAAGUAGGCGCAGCGCUUAUUGGCCUCGUCCUGACGCUGGCCUUCUUCACGUUUCCAGAAACGGCCUGCACGCGAGAAGCUUCCACCAACGCCUCAAGUUUAUCUGCAGAACGACUGUCCCAAAAGCCAGGCCCAUCCAGCGCUGACGCUGAGAACGGCGUGCAGAUCCCUCGGAAACAACCAUACUUGCAGCGCCUCAAGAUCUUCAACAAAGUAUGGACCCAGGAGAGCUUGAUCAAAAUGUUCCUAAGACCGCUAGGUCUCAUCUGCCUGCCGCCAGUACUAUGGGCUGCUCUCGUUCAGUCUGUUACCAUCGGCUUUCUAGUGGCGGUGUCAUCAAACGUUAGUAACGCAUUUUACCAUGCAUACGCAUUUGAACCGUGGCAGGUUGGCCUUUGUUUCAUUUCCGCCAUCAUAGGUUCUCUUAUAGGAAUCCCCGCAGGCGGCCAACUUGGCGACCUAACGGCCGACUACUUCACAAAGCGCAACCGGGGCGUCCGUGAUCCCGAAAUGCGUUUGCCGGCCAUGGCGCUCUGUCUCAUUACUACACCUUUGGCACUUAUUCUGUAUGGUGUGGGCAUUGAGAAACACCUCCACUGGAUGUGCCCAACUAUAGGUCUUGGACUUCUCAACUUCUCUAUUUCCCAGGGGACCAACGUUUGCCUCGUGUACGUCAUCGACGCAUACCGACCAAUUGCCGGCGAAAUUACGUUGGCAGUUACAGGAUUUAAGUCACUCUUUGGAUUCCUUCUCUCGUUCUACACGAAUACUUGGGUCGAACAAUCUGGCUACCUCAAUGCGUUCGGUGCGAUGGCUGGGAUUUCUGUAGCCAUUUUGAUGCUUUGGAUUCCGCUAUAUCUUUGGGGCAAAGAAAUUCGGCAUACGACCUGGCACUGGCCGGUACUUUCGUAUAUACAUUGGGAUAAUGAUCGGGAAGUGGGGGAAUAG
This is a messenger RNA of Pseudomassariella vexata, 1683 nucleotides long. RefSeq names its product major facilitator superfamily domain-containing protein. Gene Ontology annotation, molecular function: transmembrane transporter activity. Gene Ontology annotation, biological process: transmembrane transport. The transcript is spliced from 6 exons. Bases 1 to 1683 code for a protein of 560 amino acids. The record is from RefSeq and is a predicted model, not a curated record. NCBI's taxonomy places the organism in Eukaryota, Fungi, Ascomycota, Sordariomycetes, Amphisphaeriales, Pseudomassariaceae.